AUGGAUCAGCAUGGAGAUGCAGAAAGUGACCAAGAUCUCAACAAAGCCAUUUUGGAAAUGUUACAUAUUAAGAAAGUGUCGGCAAGUUAUCAGGCUGAAGCUCACCCGUACAUGAGGAGGAUCUACCUGCAUCUCGCCUCACCGGAUGCUCCAGACCAUACACGAUCGGAGGGAACUUUGGUGCAGAGCUUUAAAAGUGUGGUAGCUGGGCCUGGACAUGCUCCUGCUGGAUGGAUCUGGUUUAAUGUCAGAAGCCUGAACCCGUCCAUGCUGGGUGCAGAAUUGGUUCUGUUCAGGAAGACCCUCCACCCACGUCCCCUCAGUGUUACCGUCACCCUGCACGGCGUCAUCACUCCACAGGACCCUCUGGAUGAUAGCCCCACCCUCCAGGAGAGGCAACUGAUGCUGGAUCAGCGGCCCUCCUCCGGGUAUGACGUGUUCGACGUAUCCAAGAUACUGGUUGCGAGGCCUCUGGAGGUGGUGGGCUUUCAGCUGCACUACACAGAUGAGAACGGGAGUCUGGUCCUCCAUGAGGCAUUAACCCAGAGUCUGUACUGCCUGGACAGCAGCUGUCUGAGGGAGCCGCUGCUGGUGCUCUACCAGGACCGUCCUCCUCAGCUCUGACUCUGUCAUCACCACCAAGGGCGAUAAUGUUUCUGCUCGUGU
Messenger RNA from Nematolebias whitei (Rio pearlfish), 666 nucleotides. RefSeq lists its product as uncharacterized. Bases 1 to 624 code for a protein of 207 amino acids. The record is from RefSeq and is a predicted model, not a curated record. Lineage: Eukaryota; Metazoa; Chordata; Actinopteri; Cyprinodontiformes; Rivulidae. The transcript has 3 exons.